CGUUCUGUUUGUGAUGAGGAGGCGGGAAAAUGGCGUCCUCGGACACGGCUGAUCUGUGAGCAGAUAUAUCGGCCACCACCAUCAUCAUCACCACAUAUAUCGGCCACCAUCAUCAUCAGCAGAUAUAUCGGCCACCAUCGCAGCUGGCAGCGGCGAGCACCGUCCGACCUCUGUCGGAGAGGGCUUGGGGAGGGCGGCGUCUUGGUUCCGGCAGUGAGCCGAACACGCCGCUGGACGUUUUUAAGCAGCGCUUCCUCCAUUUGUUGCUUGUCUUCUAUGUGAUGCUGGAGCAUGAUGCAGCUGAGAGCGCGUAAAGCUCCUCAGCAGCCAACCUUGGGCGGUCGAGUCCACACGUCCCAGGCCAAGAGGAAACACUGUCCAGUGGAAGCAUCACCUCUGAGAGGCCGAGGCAAAAUGCAGAAGAAUGAAACGGGUCUUGUCUCCACCAUAAAGACAUUUAUUCGGGGGAAUGCUGUCAAGGUGGAGCCGGAUAUUUCCGCCAAGAGGAGUCGCAUUGAUUGUAGCUCUGAAAGUAAUCUCAUUUCUUCAACACCGCAAACAAGAGCCCUUGCCAACAAAUCAGUCUCGAGGGUUUGCAGAAAAAGUCCAAUUAAAGAUACAAUGACUUGCAACAGCAAGCCCUUAAAGCCAAACGGCAAGCUGGAAGCUCCAGUUGAGGAAGCGAGCAGUCCGCCACGCACCACACUGCUGGGAACAAUCUUUUCUCCAGUCUUCAACUUUUUCUCACCAGCAACUAAAACUGCCACUCCGGGUUCGGACUCUCCUGGCCAAGCGAUUGAGGCAGAGGAGAUCAUGAAGCAACUAGACAUGGAGCAGGCAGAGGAAAUGCCAAGCAGCACGCUCACAUCCUCCGAGGGCAUCACCGCUUGUCACGGUGCCCCCGUGUUUCCGCAGAGACUGCAGAUGACUUCAGACUCCACCAUAGAGGACGCCGAGAUUGUGACUGAAACUGACAUGCCCUCAUUAACAGCUCCUGGUUGUUUGCCAGUUGGCAGCUAUCCACACACUUUACCCUCCGCCCCUGCAGAGCCGUCAUAUGAGGAUGACUGGGAAGUGUUUGACCCGUACUUCUUCAUCAAGCAUGUGCCGCCUCUCACAGAUGAGCAGCUGACGCGCAAACCAGCUUUACCUUUGAAAACCCGCAGCGCACCAGAGUUUUCUCUUGUCCUAGAUUUGGAUGAAACUCUGGUCCAUUGCAGUUUGAACGAGCUGGAAGAUGCCGCUUUGACGUUCCCUGUGCUCUUCCAGGACGUAAUAUACCAGGUGUAUGUGCGAUUGAGACCCUUUUUCCGAGAGUUUCUCGAGCGCAUGUCACAAAUGUAUGAGAUUAUCCUCUUCACGGCGUCAAAAAAAGUCUAUGCUGACAAGUUGCUAAACAUCUUGGAUCCAAAGAAGCAAUUAGUCAGACACCGUCUCUUUCGGGAGCAUUGUGUGUGCGUGCAAGGAAAUUAUAUAAAAGACCUCAACAUUUUGGGACGAGAUCUUUCCAAGACGAUAAUAAUCGACAACUCACCACAAGCCUUUGCCUACCAGCUUUCCAAUGGGAUCCCAAUUGAAAGUUGGUUUGUUGAUAGAAAUGACAGCGAGCUUCUCAAGCUCCUUCCUUUCCUGGAGAAGCUGGUGGAACUGAAAGAAGACGUCAGACCACACAUCAGAGACCGCUUUCGUUUGCACGACCUCCUGCCGUCAGACUGAGCACGUGCAGAUCGCCAUGGAAACACAAGGAUGACACUUUUAAUACACAAAAUAAUGUUUUUAUGCAGAAAGUGCAGGACUUCAUUGAAGAUGUUUUGUCAACAAACUGAAUGUGAUUGUGUGGACCAGGUCCCAGGAUUGUGUGGACCAGGUCCCAGGAUUGUGUGGACCAGGUCCCAGGAUGGUGUGGACCAGGUCCCAGGAUUGUGUGGACCAGGUCCCAGGAUGGUGUGGACCAGGUCCCAGGAUGGUGUGGACCAGGUCCCAGGAUGGUGUGGACCAGGUCCCAGGAUUGUGUGGACCAGGUCCCAGGAUUGUGUGGACCAGGUCCCAGGAUGGUGUGGACCAGGUCCCAGGAUGGCCAGUCAAACCUGUAUUAUACUUAUUUGUGGCUCUUUUCUUGUAAAUAUUUGUACAGAUUGUUCUUUCCUUUUUACCGUUUUUAAGUCCUUUUUAUUUUUGGAUUUUAGUAUGGAUUCUUUUUUUUGGUAAAGAAAUAUGUUGGUGUGUUUUGUUUGUGUUCCUGCUGUGAUGCUUUCCUCCGUUCCAUGCAAGUGUGCGU
Entelurus aequoreus (snake pipefish) is the source of this 2278-nucleotide messenger RNA. RefSeq names its product CTD (carboxy-terminal domain, RNA polymerase II, polypeptide A) small phosphatase like 2a (gene ctdspl2a). The transcript is spliced from 13 exons. Gene Ontology annotation, molecular function: phosphoprotein phosphatase activity. The coding region runs from base 292 to 1716 and encodes 474 amino acids. Lineage: Eukaryota; Metazoa; Chordata; Actinopteri; Syngnathiformes; Syngnathidae. The record is from RefSeq and is a predicted model, not a curated record.